This is a messenger RNA of Chaetomium fimeti, 1122 nucleotides long. RefSeq names its product peroxisomal carrier. Gene Ontology annotation, biological process: transmembrane transport; translation. The coding region runs from base 1 to 1122 and encodes 373 amino acids. Lineage: Eukaryota; Fungi; Ascomycota; Sordariomycetes; Sordariales; Chaetomiaceae. Gene Ontology annotation, molecular function: ADP transmembrane transporter activity; structural constituent of ribosome. Gene Ontology annotation, cellular component: ribosome; membrane. The transcript is spliced from 6 exons. The record is from RefSeq and is a predicted model, not a curated record.
AUGGCCGCGCAGUCAAAGCCCGCCCCAAUUGGGCCAUGGGGUAAAGCGACGGCAGGUGCCGCGGGCGCGGUCUUCGCCAAUGCGCUCGUCUACCCCCUCGACCUCAUCAAGACGAAGCUCCAGGUUCAAGUAAAGCCGACCGACGCCGAGAAGACCGACGAGAAAUCCGAUGAGGCGCACUACAAGGGUACAUGGGACGCCGUGUCCAAGAUCGCCUCCGCCGAGGGUGUCGCGGGCUUGUACGCCGGCAUGGGCGGUUCCCUGCUGGGUGUUGCCUCGACCAACUUCGCCUACUUUUACUGGUACUCCAUUGUUCGCACCCUCUACCUCAAGUACGCCAAGGCGGCAGGCCAGCCAUCCACCGUCGUUGAGCUGUCCCUCGGCGCCGCUGCCGGUGCGCUUGCGCAGCUCUUCACGAUCCCCGUCGCCGUCAUCACAACUCGGCAACAAACGCAGAGCAAGGGGGAGAGGAAGGGCUUUAUCGACACUGCGCGCGAAGUGGUCGAGGGUGAAGAUGGCGUGUCCGGGCUGUGGAGGGGGCUGAAGGCGAGCUUGGUGCUGGUAAUCAACCCGUCUAUCACAUACGGAGCCUAUGAGAGGUUGAAGGACGUUCUCUUCCCGGGGAAGAAGAACCUGUCGCCCUUGGAGGCUUUCGCCCUCGGCGCAAUGUCCAAGGCGCUCGCCACCAUCGUCACCCAGCCCCUGAUCGUGGCCAAGGUCGGCCUGCAGUCGAAGCCACCCCCGGCGCGGCAGGGGAAGCCGUUCAAGAGCUUCAUCGAGGUCAUGCAAUUUAUUAUUGCAAACGAAGGACCAAGGAGUCUGUUCAAGGGCAUUGGGCCGCAGAUCCUCAAGGGACUGUUGGUACAGGGCAUCCUGAUGAUGACGAAGGAGCGGUACGUUCUGCAAACCGUGCAUGUGCAUUUGGCGCCUGAGUCCAAGAACUCGUCUCAGCACAACCAGUCGCGCAAGGCGCACCGGAACGGCAUCAAGAAGCCUAAGACCCAGAGGUACCCCUCGCUGAACGGCACCGACCCCAAGUUCCGCAGGAACCACAGGCAUGCGCUCCACGGCACCGCGAAGGCUCUGAAGGAGUUCAAGGAGGGCAAGAGGGAGACUGCCUAA